AUGCCGCCUCGUCGCUCUCACAAAAAGUCUCGCGCGGGCUGUCGCAGGUGCAAGAAUAGGAAGAUCAAGUGCGAUGAAGUCCACCCGCGAUGCGGCAACUGCGCCAAGCAUGGCGUCCCAUGCGACUUCAGUAAUCCCGAUGUCCUCGAACAGCUCACUGCCGCGACGCCUACUGUGAGCGCUGAGAGCAGCAUCGGCGCACCAACUCCCUCGCCUUCGGCGACAAUCAACGCUCCCAGGACUCCUUUGACGCGUCCACGUGCCCCCUCAAGUCCGGUCAGGGUUCCAAGGCCAAACCCUUCUCCUCCAACUUCUGUUUACUCGCAACCGUCAAUAAGCUCGGCAACAUCCGAUCCAAAUCAUGGCGACAGAAUGCUCGAGUUGCGCCUCAUGCACCACUAUACAAACGUCACGUCAAAAACCCUCCUGACCAACUCCCCUGCCGCUGAGGAUAUCUGGCAACGUGCUGUGCCUCAGAUGGCAUUCUCCGGCAAUGGCAAGACCUAUCUCGCCGACGCCAUUCUCUCCGUCGCCGCACUUCACCUGCGCUCCAUGGCCCCUGACGACAAGUGCUUGGUGCGCGCCUCACAUGCCUAUUCAGCAUCCUCACUUUCCGCUUACUGCGCAUCGCUGGAAGCUGGCAUCACCGCCGACAAUGCCGAAGCACUUUUCCUUACCGCGACUCUCAUUGCCUUCCAAGCGAGUGCUUCUCGCCUCUUCAUUAAGGACGACGGAGAUACCGACCCCAGUGACUCGAUAAGCAGAUAUACGCCCCCCCUUUCUUGGUUUCACGCCUUCCAAGGUGUCAAGACUGUGGUCGCAAGUUCCUGGCAGUGGAUUUGCCACAGCGAUAUCGUCAAGGUCGUGAUCGAUUCUCAGCCAAGUUUCCAGCUCAACCUAAAUCCGCGCUCACCCGAUUCUUACUUUGGACACAUGCUUGAAGGGCUAGCAGACGAGCUCAUGAACGAAGAUCCCCGCUACGUCGCUGCUACCACUCAGGCGUACUCGCAUGCUGUUAGCGUCCUCAACUGGGCUCACAAGAACUACCACGCAGCUGCUGCGCUGGCUUUUCCAGCAACAGUUUCGAGGAGAUAUGUCGACCUGGUGGAUGCCAAGCGGCCACGCGCCCUCGCCAUUCUUGCCUGCUUCUUUGCCCUUCUAAAACGAAUGGACAAUGUCUGGUGGCUACAGGAUGUAUCUCGGAGAGAGGUGAUGGGCCUCGUAAACCUGUUCGAGCCUGGUUCCAAGUGGUGGCGCCAUCUCGAAUGGCCCAUUCGUAUUGCCCUGCUUGACGGCAGCACAAUACCGCAGGACAUCUGGGGCACCGAGUUGGAGGAGCAGGCUCCGGAUCAGUCAGAGGUUGUUGGUUCCAUGGUCCAGCACAUCGAGCUUUUUGCCGGGAUGCUGAACCAAUCACAUGUGCAGCCUCCUAUUCCAAUCCCAGACGAGGAUCUUAUCGUGCCCGACUCCCCGGACUGA
Molecule: messenger RNA, 1479 nt
Organism: Fusarium keratoplasticum
Lineage: Eukaryota; Fungi; Ascomycota; Sordariomycetes; Hypocreales; Nectriaceae
Exons: 2
Coding region: 1-1479 (492 amino acids)
Biological process (GO): regulation of transcription by RNA polymerase II
Molecular function (GO): DNA-binding transcription factor activity, RNA polymerase II-specific; zinc ion binding
Source: RefSeq, a predicted model, not a curated record